This is a messenger RNA of Meira miltonrushii, 2836 nucleotides long. Its product is annotated as Bromodomain-containing protein. The record is from RefSeq and is a predicted model, not a curated record. Gene Ontology annotation, molecular function: protein binding. The transcript has 4 exons. Gene Ontology annotation, biological process: chromatin remodeling. Gene Ontology annotation, cellular component: RSC-type complex. NCBI's taxonomy places the organism in Eukaryota, Fungi, Basidiomycota, Exobasidiomycetes, Exobasidiales, Brachybasidiaceae. Bases 226 to 2787 code for a protein of 853 amino acids.
GAAACAAAGCCAAUCGGCCACACGUGUUCAUUCGGCAUUCGAUUGGCACAAUUUGGCUGUCUUUUUCUCUGGGCUGGCGGAUCCAAGGGGUUGAAUGGAAAAAAGGGAGAGCGGGCAGGCAAAAUCCGAAAAGAGGAACGACGCGUAAGAAAAAGAAGUGUUGCUUAUAUUUUGCGGGCUUUAGAGGCAUCGUGUUAAUGAAUUAGGAAGAGAAAAGGGAUUGGGAUGUGGAUUGAAAUGAUGGAGAGAAAAGAGGAUGUGAAUGCAGUAUCCACAAACAUCCAUCUAUACCUACAUCAUAUUGCACAACCUUGGCAUCAGACAAUCAUACAGACUGUCUCAAUGCCGCCGCGAAGCAGUAUUCCCGGCCUUUCGACCGGAAAUAUCAUCGAAGGUGGUAGAAAGCGAGGAAGAAAUGAUGAUGAAGCUCCUCAAGCACAAGCAUCACCACGUCUAGGUUCAUCUCCGGCUUUGCGGUCAUCCGGAGCGACGCCCAUUCCCGAUUCGACGUCCAAGGAAAAGGUAACGCAGCAAGGGUUUCGAUUGUUAGAUUUCAUCAUCCAUAGGCUCGAUACCAGCGACAAAUCUCCACUUUGCAUUCCUUUUCUAGCUUUACCUUCGCGUACCGAUUAUCCCGACUAUUAUGAACAAAUCAAAACACCCCUCUCAUUAGAACAAGUUCGUCGAAAGUUACAAAAUCGACAAUAUGAUUCAUUAGAGGAUGUACGUAAUGCGCUUGAAACAAUAUGGAGAAACGCUAAGCGAUACAAUCUCAAGACGAGCGAGAUCUAUGAAAAGGCACGCGUUCUUCAUAGCGCCACACGCGAAUCAUACGUUGACUUAGCAGAAAAGAACGAACUUGCUCCCGUAUACGAUGGAGGUCUACAAGAAGGUAAACCAUCAUUAAUGGAACAAUCAGCUCGAUUGGCAAAGAUUGAAAAACCAAACGCUCGCGCUAGAUUGGAUUAUGACGAACCAACAAGAGGACCUCCAACUGUUUCACUUCGAUUGAAAAAGUCUGACGAUAUUGAUUACGAAGAGGAUUCAGAUACUGUUCCGGGAGAAUCUCAAUCUCCUGCUCCAACAAUGGCAGUCAAUACAGCUCAAGCACCUGUUCAUGUUAAAAGGGAGCAAAGUGUAAAGGAAGAAGACACGCAAAUGACAGAUGUAGCUCCAGUCACAACAAGGGCGAGUACCGCUGCCAAAGCUGAACAAUCUCAACCUACAACUACUGCAGCACCAGCUGUUAGCAUCGCUCAAUCAAAUGGCACAACGGCCAACAGUCCAGCACCUGUUGCAUCUACCUCGCAUGCACCCGCUCCUUCCUUCACGCCAACACAAUCAUCAGGUAGUAAGAAAAGAAGAAUAUAUGCCCCAAGAGGCAAACGUCUCAAAUCGACACUUCGACAAUUGGUAUCUAGUUUGAAGUUCAAGGAGUAUAAACCUAGCAAAACAAUGUGUGAAGAUUUUAUGGACCUUCCUACGAAAGCGGAAUUACCCGAAUACUACAAAGAGAUCAAAGAGCCGAUCAGUAUGCGAAUGAUUGAUGAGAAAUCGAUGAGAAACGGAUAUGAGACAGCAUUUUCGCUAUUCAGUGAUCUUCGAUUGAUGGUAAAAAAUGCAAAAGAGUUCAACGAAGAAGGUUCUGAUAUUUGGAAGAAUGCAGACGCGAUCAGUCAGCAUAUCGAGAAUAUAAUGGUGCCCGCUUUGCUUGCCGAAAAUUUCACUUUACACCCCGAAGACGAUCGCGAAUCCGUUUUACCGGGCGACGUUUUUGAUCCUGUGGCGCAUGCUGCCGCCAAAGCGGCGGAGUUGGAGUCAAGCGAUGAGAGCCCUGAGCCCAAUGCAAGCGGCGGCGGCGGUGGUAAGAGGGGCAGACCGAGCAAUCAAUCUCUCAAUCAUCCAAACGUUCAUCCAAACAAUAACGCAAAUUGGCAAGAAUAUGCUCGCGCGAAUGGUUAUUUGGCACCGAAUGCAAUGCAGGCCGCCAAUUCACCUGAAGCGAUGAGAGCACAAGCGAAUCAAAGAAGGAUGCCAAAUGGGCAACCAAUGCUUGCUGGUUAUCCACCCAAUGCGAUGAGUCCACCUUUACCUGGAGGUUAUCCUGCUGGUUAUCCAGGUGCUUCACCUUUCAGUGGACCGCCAGCAGUCAAUGGUGUUUCACAACAUGCUCCACCAAAGAACACAAAGAGGCUCAAUGGGGAAGCUCCUCCUGAUCCAUACGACAUCGCAACUUUACUGCUACCGGAUGGGACCAAAUGGAGAAGGAAAUCUGUGUGCUCAGCAUUCACAGUUGCUUAUCGAGGCGUUGAUGGAAGAGACCGAGAUGUGAUUUUUGCCAAUGAUGUUUCACAUAAUCAUGCGGUCGGGGUUGGAUCGUUUUAUAACAGUCGAGCAGGUGAAAAUGCAACUGUUUCGAUUACUUUCUCGGUUAAAAAGAUCGUUCCCGUUGACAAUGGUAAAAAGACAACAGAAGAAGAUGAAAUGUUACAGAGGCCUUGGAGUGUUACAGCGCACUACAAUGGCACUUCAACAAAGAUUCAAUCGGCUGAUGGAGAAGAGGCAAAUGUUGUUGAUGGAGCAACUGAAGUGGGACAAGGCGCCAAUUGCUCAAUCCUUCUCAAACCAACGUCUGGAAAUAGUGUCUUGGAUGUCAGCAUUUCGCCAAGCGCUCCUGAUGCAACUUUGUCUGCAAUUGUUGCCGAUCCAAAGCAUCCUCAUCAUGCCAGAGCGAGCGCAUUAUUAGCAUUACCGGACAAAUAUCGCAUCUUCCUCAAUUGCGAGUGAUUCUUUGAUGCUCUGUAUCGUAUUCCGUACAUUAAAAUUUUGUAUCAAU